Messenger RNA from Populus euphratica (Euphrates poplar), 3657 nucleotides. Its product is annotated as transportin-1-like. NCBI's taxonomy places the organism in Eukaryota, Viridiplantae, Streptophyta, Magnoliopsida, Malpighiales, Salicaceae. Gene Ontology annotation, molecular function: small GTPase binding. Bases 266 to 2950 code for a protein of 894 amino acids. Gene Ontology annotation, biological process: protein import into nucleus. The transcript is spliced from 29 exons. The record is from RefSeq and is a predicted model, not a curated record.
GGCUGAGAACUACGCCAUCCACCGGUGCUGAGGGUUCACGCACAAGACUGUACCCUACCGCACAAAACCCCCCCGCCACACCCCGCCAUAGCACGCAGAAAUACGCAAAACAAAACACUAUCCGUCUUUCUUGCACAUAUAGAAGUAGACUUUACUAGUUGGUAGCAGAGAAAAUAUUACUCUGAAAGAAUCUACACGAUAAGAGAGAAAGAGUCUCCUCUACUCCUUCACCUUUUUCGCAAAAUCUUCUUCAAGAAUUAGAUUAAUGGAGGCAACGGCAGCGGCGGCGUGGCAGCCACAGGAAGAAGGAUUCAAGGAGAUCUGUGGAUUACUAGAGCAUCAGAUUUCACCAACUUCAACCGCCGACAAGCUUCAGAUUUGGCAACAACUUCAAAACUUCUCUCAAUUCGCCGAUUUCAAUAAUUACCUUGCCUUCAUUCUUUCUCGCGCCGAGGGGAAAUCGGUGGAGAUUAGGCAGGCGGCGGGAUUAUUGUUAAAAAACAACCUAAGAAAUGCGUAUAAAACUAUGACGCCCGCGUAUCAACAGUAUAUAAAAUCGGAGUUGUUGCCGUGUUUAGGAGCGGCGGAUAGGCAUAUAAGGUCGACGGUGGGGACCAUUAUUAGUGUUGUUGUUCAACUGGGUGGAAUUUUGGGGUGGCCUGAGUUGCUGCAAGCUCUCAUUACUUGUUUGGAUAGUAAUGAUCUUAAUCACAUGGAAGGCGCUAUGGAUGCUCUGUCCAAGAUUUGUGAGGACAUUCCACAAGUUUUGGAUUCAGAUGUGCCUGGGUUACCUGAUCGACCCAUUAAGAUCAUCCUUCCUCGAUUAUAUCAGUUCUUCCAGUCACCUCAUACCUCACUGAAAAAACUUGCGUUGGGUUCUGUGAAUCAAUACAUUAUGUUAAUGCCUGCUGCUCUUUAUGCAUCUAUGAAUCAGUAUCUUCAGGGUUUGUUUGCUCUUGCUAAUGACCAGGCUGCAGAAGUGCGGAAAUUGGUUUGUGCAGCUUUUGUACAGCUAAUUGAGGUCCAGCCAUCUUUCUUGGAGCCACAUUUGAGAGAUGUAGUUGAAUAUAUCUUGCAAGUCAACAAGAAUGGCGAUGAUGAAGUGGCUCUUGAAGCCUGUGAAUUCUGGUCUGCAUACUGUAAUGCUCAGUUACCACUUGAGUACUUAAGAGAAUUCUUGCCACGUCUGAUUCCGGUUUUGCUGUCAAACAUGGCUUAUGCUGAUGAUGAUGAGUCGCUCGCUGAGGCUGAGGAAGAUGAGUCUCUCCCAGACAGGGAUCAGGAUCUGAAACCUCGGUUUCAUACAUCACGAUUUCAUGGAUCAGAUAGCGUGGAAGAUGAUGAUGAUGACAUAGUGAAUGUGUGGAAUUUAAGGAAAUGCAGUGCAGCUGCUCUUGAUAUUCUCUCAAAUGUGUUUGGAGAUGAGAUUCUUCCAACAUUGAUGCCUGUUGUUGAGGCUAAGUUAGCUGCUAGCGGUGAUGAAUCCUGGAAAGACAGAGAAGCAGCAGUUUUGGCACUUGGUGCUGUUGCUGAGGGGUGCAUUGAUGGUCUUCAUCCUCAUUUGUCUCAGAUGGUGGAAUUCCUUAUUCCUCUAUUAGAUGACAAGUUCCCCCUCAUACGAAGCAUUUCUUGUUGGACAGUUUCCCGAUUCAGCAAAUACAUUGUGCAGGAAAGCGGCCAUCAAAAAGGCUAUGAACAAUUUGACAAAGUUCUUAUGGGUCUUCUACGGAGAAUAUUGGAUACAAACAAGCGUGUGCAAGAGGCUGCUUGUUCAGCUUUUGCAACACUAGAAGAGGAAGCUGCUGAAGACUUGGCACCACGUUUAGAGAUUAUUUUACAGCACCUCAUGUGUGCUUUUGGGAAAUAUCAGAGACGGAAUCUUAGAAUUGUAUAUGAUGCUAUUGGAACUCUAGCAGAUGCUGUUGGAGCAGAACUGAAUAAGCCUGCUUAUCUUGAAAUUUUGAUGCCACCAUUAAUUGCAAAGUGGCAGCAGCUUUCAAAUUCAGACAAAGAUCUCUUUCCCCUGCUGGAGUGCUUUACAUCCAUAGCACAGGCAUUGGGUACAGGAUUCUCUCAAUUUGCUGAGCCUGUAUUUCAGAGGUGUAUAGCCAUAAUUCAGAGCCAACAAUUAGCGAAGGUUGAUCCUGUUACAUCUGGCUUUUUGUAUGAUAAAGAAUUCAUUGUUUGCUCAAUUGAUCUUCUCUCCGGAAUUGCUGAGGGUCUUGGUAGUGGGAUAGAAAGUUUGGUUUCACAAAGCAAUUUAAGGGACCUGCUUCUGCAAUGUUGCAUGGAUGAUGCUUCUGAUGUUCGGCAAAGUGCUUUUGCACUCCUUGGUGACCUUGCAAGAGUAUGUGCUGUUCAUUUGCGCCCCCGAUUGCCUGAGUUUCUUGACGUUGCAGCCAAACAACUGUGCACUCCUAAGCUGAAGGAAAGCAUUUCAGUAGCAAAUAACGCAUGUUGGGCUAUUGGAGAAUUAGCAGUUAAGGUUCAUCAAGAAAUCACUCCUAUUGUUAUGACUGUCAUGCCAUGCUUGGUUCCAAUUCUCCAACAUUCAGAGGAACUGAACAACAAGUCACUCGUAGAAAAUAGUGCAAUCACACUUGGGAGGCUUGCAUGGGUUUGUCCUGAAAUUUUAUCACCGCACAUGGAGCAUUUCAUGCAAUCAUGGUGCAUUGCUUUGUCCAUGAUACAUGAUGAUAUUGAGAAAGAGGAUGCCUUCCGAGGUCUAUGUGCAAUGGUCAGAAGAAAUCCUUCUGGAGCUCUAAGUUCACUUGUUUUCAUGUGCAAAGCGAUCGCAAGUUGGCAUGAAAUAAGAAGUGAAGAGCUACAUAAUGAAGUUUGCCAGGUGUUGCAUGGUUAUAAACAGAUGCUCAGGGAUGGAGCAUGGGACCAGUACAUGUCUGCAUUGGAGCCCCCAGUGAAGGAAAAACUUUCGAAAUAUCAAGUUUAAUCCUAUUGUGAUCUUUUUCUGCCGGAACUCAUCUUCAGCUUGUGGUUCUUUUGAGCUAACACCUGCAUUACUCGUGAUCAUCAUUUUGUGCAUUUCCCUAUGAGUUGAGUUGUGAGUUACUAUUUAGGGCAUGGACCAGGAUGUCGUCGCGAUUUUUUUUCAGACAGAGCAUCGGUGUUGCCAUAUUUCCUAGAAGCUUGAAGUUGAUCCUCUUCAAAACCCAGACAGUUUUUGGUUUUAGAAAAACUAUCAUAUGGGGUUGCGGGAAUGAUGUAAAGUGGUGCAGUUUUCCAAGCUUUUAGAUAGAUGGUGGUUUCAAAUGGUUAAAAGCGAGGACUUCAAGCUUCAAAUAUUUCUCUUACUUUAUUGAUCAAGAUUAUUUCUGCAUUUUUUCGGUUUCAGUGGGAUAGGUUUCUGUGUGAUUUCCACACGUUUUUUUCUGGUACAAGGGGUUUUUACAUCGUUCCCCAACUGUUAUAAGUUUUCGGCUUCACAUAAUCUCCCCCAAAGUUCGCUACAAAAAUAGGGUGAUGGAUUCAGUGAUUCCUGUUUCCUUGAGAGAUUGAGAUUUGACUUGUGUGGGCAGUGAUGUACCAUGUAAAAUUCUUUCUUUUGGAUUUUGAUUGUAACAAUACCCAAUUUGCUGUUAAAUCAGAAAUUGUUAUUUACCUUGAUCAUAUAAUAAAGCUUUCUUCUUUCUGGUUUGA